Messenger RNA from Guyanagaster necrorhizus, 1467 nucleotides. RefSeq lists its product as uncharacterized. The transcript is spliced from 5 exons. The record is from RefSeq and is a predicted model, not a curated record. Bases 235 to 1467 code for a protein of 410 amino acids. Lineage: Eukaryota; Fungi; Basidiomycota; Agaricomycetes; Agaricales; Physalacriaceae.
CACACUCGCCUCACUCAGAAGCCUCCUUCCCUGUAUAGUCCCCUUUUUCUGGUCCGCAGUCACUGAGUACUUAGUAAUGAAGUGACCUAAGGACAGCUUAGUUAGGGCUUGUUGGAGAACGGCCCAACUUACUCUUUCAGUUGAGGAAAAUUAUGAGCAAGGCUGAUUCCUCUGACUCUGCCCCUGGAACAACAAAAUAGAACAGGUUUGGCUAACCUAGCAUAGAGGUUCUGGAUGCAUUUUACGGGAGGUGAAGAUAAUGGGACGCCUCAGGUGCGCAUCACAUAUCCAGUUUUGGAUUCGUGCAACUCGGUCAUGCCGUUACAAAGUAUUUUCCGUCAAUGGUUCCAAUUUGAUCGCGUUGCCCUCGGCACUGAUGUCGCAUCAUUGCUGCGCAAAAAGCUUGAUGAAAAAAGGGACGUUAGAGAACUUGCUGUUUACACGGAUGUCAGUGUCCGUGCUUUUGCGAGACUAGAAAGACGAUCGUCAUUUUUUCACACUGGCCUCGAAAUCCGUCAACGGCAUAUUUCACAGCGAGAGCGACGUGAACCGGGAGGGCCUGUUUGGACUCGACUGCUUCAAUUUCAGAGCGCCCCUCAGCACCUUCAAGAGCGGUUCAAGUCAAUAGACUUUACAAAUCGGCGAAGCCUUGACAGUGUUUCCAAAUCUUGGCUUCAAGAGGACGAAGACCGUUACAACUCUUUUAACCUUGAACUGCUCAAUGACGAUGUGGUUGUCACCAAGGUUGACCCCCUCAGAUUCGCUGGACCUGUCAUUUUCGGGGUGCUCAUGCGUUCGGAAUACUUAUGGGGUCCGAGUCAGGGGCUGAACGUGUACUAUGGCGCAGUCACUCUUUCCCUUCUAGACGAUAGCAAGAAGUCGUCAUUGAAGAAGAACAAGGUGGAGAAUCGGAGGAUUAUGAACUUGGAAUACGCGUCUCAACAAUUCUCUCCACAUGUAAUCUACGGUUGCAAAAAGAAUGGUCUCUGGUCUCCUGCGCAUUUCAGUUCCGAAUCCAAUGACCUCGAGCACGACCAGUUUAGGUUAUAUGGCGACUAUCAAAAGAUAGGAGUAGGAGCUGAUAAAAUGCGUAGGCGAUACACUGUUUGCAUGCUCGUUAAGCAAUGGGUGGUUGGGAUUGGCUUUUCUUCACCUGCUCAAGUAACAACUGAAUUCGUACGCCUAGAUCAAAAAGAUUCAGCAUGGCCCGGAUUUCUCUUCCGCGUGGAAAAGGAGACAAAUCCCUUUACUAUCGUCAUCCCUACGGCAGAGUUAUGGGAAAGGCUCAGAUGGCAAGAGAAAGAAGAGUUGGCAAGAGAAAGACGAGGAUUCUACGAAUUGACAGAGGCCGAUAGGACCAGACAGCAGAGCAGAUCGUGGCGGAGAGCAUUGCAAUAUCUCACGCCCGUCUACGUGAAGACGAAGAGAGGCCAAACAAGAGAAUCAAGGGCGAUAAUGAGGAUGUAG